Adineta ricciae is the source of this 813-nucleotide messenger RNA. NCBI's taxonomy places the organism in Eukaryota, Metazoa, Rotifera, Eurotatoria, Adinetida, Adinetidae. The record is from the annotation of a GenBank genome assembly.
AUGAAUACAACUGCAACAUCAACUACAACUGAGAUUCCUAAUGGCUUUUCCGUUGGAACUUCAGCUCCUUCAAGAAUGAUCACAUACGUUGUUCUUCAAUUAUGUCAACUCCUCUCUUUACCUGCUUAUGGAUUCGUUGGAUUUCAUCUUCUUAGUAGUCAAAAUCUGCAACAAAUGUUGAACAACCAUGCUAUCUUAAUUCUCUUAUUAAUUAACUUUAUUGUACUUACCAUUGAUUUAUCUUUCGUUUUGAAUUUCCUUCGAACAGGUGUUACUUCUCCAUCGACAAAUGCCACAUGCAUCAUUUGGAUCUUUAUUGACAUCUGCAUGUAUAACGGCAGUAAUCUGCUUAUGUGUUGGGUGUCUAUUGAACGGCACUUACUGACAUUUCAUGCAAAUUGGUUAAAUACAAGGAAAUGUCGAUUCUUUUUACAUUAUUUACCUCUUGGCUGUAUUAUUGGAUACAUAUUUAUAUACUACAUCUAUGUCGUAUUCUUUUAUCCAUGUGAAAAUAGUUUCAAUUUUACGUAUGCCUUUUGUGGUUAUCCAUGUUAUGUUUUGCAACCUGCACCAAGUCUUUUUAACAUUGAAACGUUAGUUCAUCAAGUGGCAUCAUGCUUCGUUAUUGGAGGAUUCAGCAUCGCUCUUUUGAUUCGCACUUUAGACUGCGUCGCAUUUGCGCGCAGUGGCCUUUUUGCGGCACAAUUGCGCGUAACUGCGCCGCAGUGGUCGCAGUCAGAGCCACGUCAAGAAUACUGCGCUUACUGCGUCGCAGUUGUGCGCAUUUGCGACGCAGUUACCGCAUUUGUCUAA